AUGAACGGUGGCUUCCCCAUCUUCGAUCAGGGGCAUCUCGGCAGCUGCACAGCGAACGCUUUGGCAGCAGCCUUCCACUUCACCCUCCACAAGAUGACGGUGGAGAACCACAAGGAUUUCGCCGACUUCACCCCAAGCCGGCUGUUCAUCUACUACAACGAACGCCUGGUGGAGGGCAGCGUGAACCAGGACGCUGGGGCGAUGAUCCGGGACGGCAUCAAGACGAUGUCCAAAGUAGGCGUGUGCCCGGAGAGUGUGUGGAAGUAUGAUGACCAGCAUGACUUCUUCAAGCAGCAGCCGGAUGACAAGGCCUACGAGCUGGCGCAGAAAUGCAGGGUCAUGGGCUACGCGCGCGUUGCCCAGGACCUGAGCCAGUUCAAGGCAUGCCUGAAGAACGGCUACCCCUUCGUCUUCGGCUUUGCUGUCCUUUCUAGCUUCCAGACGGCGGAAGUUGCCAGGACCGGCAAGAUGGUGAUGCCCCAGCCGACCGACCAGCAGCUGGGCGGCCACGCCGUCUGUGCCGUGGGCUACGACGACUUCCAGCAGUGCUUCAUUGUCCGCAACUCUUGGGGUGAAGCGUGGGGCGACAAGGGCUACUUCUACAUGCCCUAUGAGUACAUGUGCCAUCCCGCCCUUGCCUCCGACUUCUGGGCCAUCAACUGGGUCGAGGGCUUCAAGAACACGACCACCCAGAACCCGGUCAAGAAGUGA
Molecule: messenger RNA, 711 nt
Organism: Symbiodinium necroappetens
Lineage: Eukaryota; Dinophyceae; Suessiales; Symbiodiniaceae
Source: the annotation of a GenBank genome assembly